Molecule: messenger RNA, 9093 nt
Organism: Carcharodon carcharias (great white shark)
Lineage: Eukaryota; Metazoa; Chordata; Chondrichthyes; Lamniformes; Lamnidae
Gene: tg
Product: thyroglobulin
Exons: 49
Coding region: 1-8772 (2923 amino acids)
Biological process (GO): thyroid hormone generation
Source: RefSeq, a predicted model, not a curated record
AUGUUUUACUAUGGGGUUGCUUUGCUCAAGAACUGGUUGCAUGCUUAUCUGUUGGCAGAAUACCAGCAGGAAUCCCAGCAUCUGACCUCAUGUGAGCUGAAGAGAGGAGCCUCUCAGAAAAUCAACUCGUACAUUCCUCAAUGUACCCAAGAUGGCAAGUACAGGAAUGUGCAAUGUACAAAGGAUGGACGAUCCUGCUGGUGUGUCAACAACGAGGGUGAUGUCAUGUCAGGUAGCAAUCAAACUACAUCAGUAACUGCCUGCUUGUCCUUCUGCCAGCUCCAUCGCCAGCAGCUUCUGGUGAACAGGUACAUUAACAGCAGCAGUACCUCCUAUAUCCCACAAUGCACACAAACAGGGGAGUACGAGGUUGUGCAGUGUGACACUGAUCCUGGACAGUGCUGGUGUGUCGACAGUGACGGGAUGGAGAUUUAUGGGACACGCCAAGACAAGGUCCCAGUGCAGUGUCCUACAAGCUGUGAGAUUCGAGACCGGCGAGUUCUCCAUGGUCCUGGGGUGAGGUCACCACCCCAGUGUUCCAAAGAUGGAAAAUUUUUACCCGUCCAGUGCAGGUUUGUUAACACAACAGAUAUGAUGGUCUUCGACUUAGUCAAUAACUUCAACAGGUUCCCAGAUGCAUUCCACACAUUCAGUGCCUUCAGGAGGAGUUUUGCUGAGGUUUCUGCUUACUGUUAUUGUGCUGACAGCUUGGGACGGGAGCUUCAGGGCACAGCUCUGGAAUUGUUAUUGGAUGAAAUCUAUGACACUACCUUCGCUGACUCACAGCUUGGGCACUCGUUUACAGACACUGGCAUUUAUCGGAUUUUGCAGCGACGGUUCCUUGCUGUGCGACUGCUGAUCACUGGCAGAUUUAGAUGCCCAACAAAAUGUGAAAUUGAGAGGUUUACAGCUUCCUCAUUUGGCAAUGUCUUCACUCCCUUAUGUGACGCCAAUGGAAACUACCUGCUAGUCCAGUGUCAGGCCGGGGGUCAGUGCUGGUGCACAGAUUCCAAUGGACAAGAGAUCUCUGGAACAAGGCAGCAAGGAGGAGUACCUGAUUGUGGGAAUGGUGCAAGUGACUGUAAAUCAGAGAGAAAACGCAUUCUGUCACGACUUUUCUAUGGACCUAUUGGUCACUUCAGUCAAAACAAUGUCUUUGCUGUACCUACACCUGUGAGCCCAACAUUGGAAAGGAUUGGUGAAACUCUCGGCCACUGCAGCCCAGACCUGAAGCAGCUGUUUGUAAAAUCUGGAUUGCUGCUUUCCAUCCCUGAUGUUGUGGCCCUGAACAUUGGCCGGGCUGACUUAGAUGUGAUUCUCAGCGAGUUUGUGCAAGGGACGUUGUUAUCCAAGGACUUAGCACUGACUGCUCUUCAGUUUUCUGCACGUCCCAAAUUCUUUGUUGAAAAUUUGUUUGGAGGCAAAUUUCUGAAAAACCUGGGCCAAUUCAAUUUCACUGGGAGUCUGGGGAAUGGGGGGACCUUUAAUUUUAGCCAGUUCUUCCAGCAGAUUGGCUUAACAGGAAUGUACAGUGGAAGGAACUUUGUAGAACUUGCCAAAUUGUUUUCCCCCAUUGGAGACUCCUACUUCUCCAAAGAAACAUCAGAAUUUUCCAAGGACAAUUUCAACUUGAACCAGACAAUUGAGGACAACAUUGGGCGACCAGUAAAUUUACAGGAGAACCAGAAUAUUGUAAAGCUUAUAAUGUCUCUGUUUGAGCAUCGGAAUGUCAUUACAACAUUGCAUGAAAUCAUCAGCCUGUUUGGUACAGAGGAUGAUAGCUUAGCUGAAACAGUCCGGCUGGUUUUAAGAAGUACCAGAGUUGGUAUCUGUGACCGUCAGACAUCAAACCUCUUUGUUGCAAGGUGCACUGGAGAUGGAUGGUAUGAAGAAGUCCAGUGUCAAGGCACAGACUGCUGGUGUGUGGAUGGUCAAGGAGUGGAGGUUCCAAACUCAAGAAUCCAGGGUCAAAGGCCACAAUGUCCCACCAAGUGUGAGCAAGAACGUACAAGUUCAAUAGACUUGAAAAGACGCCAAUCAGCAGGAUCUGACAUGUUUGUUCCUUCAUGUGGAGAUGAUGGUGGUUUUCAGUCCAUGCAAUGUGAUGGAAUGAACUGCAUCUGUGUGGAUCUGCAGGGCAAGCAUGUACCUGAAAUACGGAAAUCAGCUGGAGGAAACAUGCAGUGUCCCAGUGUUUGCCAAUUGUCUGCAGCUGAGAAGUUUAUAAAGGCAAUUGAAAUGCUGCUGUCAGAACCAAACUCAUUCUCGGGGCCUGCAGUCUACAUAGCUCAGUGCAAGGACAAUGGAGACUGGCGCCAAGUUCAGUGUGAUGGCCCGCCACAACAGGCCAUUGAAUUUUAUCAACAGUGGAUUUCUCAGAAUCAUGGAGGCCAGGAGCUGCCAUUCACUGCAAUCUUAAAAGAGGUCCUUGGAUAUCGCAGGUCAUCUCAAGCUUCCAAGAGUUUUGAGAUGUUUGUCAAGGAACUCUAUGACAAGGAGCAUCAGCAUGUCUUUUCUGUGUUCUCUAGACAUCCAACAUUCGAUUCUAUCUCUGCUGAUGAUUUUGCAGCAAUUGUCACAUCUGAACCGGGCACCAAUAUCUUGCUGAACCCCUAUGUGUUUUGGAAGCUGUUGUUUGGUACCAUAAUGCACUAUCCUGGUUCAUACUCUGAUUUCAAUGUGAAACUAGAUAACUUGGAGCUGCGGAGAUGCUGGUGUGUUGAUGAUAAAGGACAAGAGCUGCCAGGGACUAAAACUGAAAAAAGUCGAUUUCUACAAUGUCCAGGACCAUGUGAUCGUGCUGCUCAGCAAGUCUUUCAGUUCAUUGGUCAAGCAGAGGAACUGUUCAUGCCCUCCAAGAAUUCCAAUAUUUCCUUUACCCAAGGUUUCUUAUUGGCUAAUGGUAUACAACUGUCUGAGAAUGAACUGUUUCAGUCUUCUGGAACAUUCCAAACUGGUCCUUCUUUUUCUGAAACUUUGUUGAGUGGAUCUGACUAUGCUGUUCGAUGGGCUGCCCAGUCCAUCACUUGUGUAUCAAGCUCUUGUUCCAUGUCCUACCUUAGUUUGCUAAUGAGAUACUUCCAAACAGCUCUGCGUUUCAACAGGAGAAAUCAAUUGCUCAAGGAAGGGAUUCUUAGUGAGUUGGCUCUGAAAGGUUACAGCCCCUACAUCCCUCAAUGUGAUGGCUUUGGAAAUUGGGAACCAACUCAAUGCUACGAGAGUACUGGCCACUGUUGGUGUGUGGAUGAGACUGGAAGCUAUAUUCCUGGUUCACUGGUUCAUCGCUUGACCCAGAUACCUCAAUGUCAGACACCAUGCCAGCGUUCUCAGACAAAUGCAGCUCUGGCUGGAUGGAAGCAUGUGGGUUUCCAGCUUAACAUAUCUACCAGGGAUUUAUUCAAUCCAACUUGUUCUGAGACUGGAGAAUACAAUAUCUUGCAGUGGUCAAACUCUGGCGAUGGUAAAGCUUGGUGCAUUGACCCAGUGACAGGGAAAGCUUUUCAACUGGCUGUAACUGGUUCAGAUGGGCAGCCACAGUGUCCAAGCAGAUGUGGAAUUCUGAAAAAACAAGUGAUACAACAGGAAGUGGGUAUAGGGUACAUUCCAGAUUGUGAAGAAUUUGAUGGUUCCUUCUCAGCUGUGCAGUGUGAUCAGGACAAAGGAAAGUGCUGGUGUGUCUUUACAAAUGGAGAAAGGAUCCCUGAAACACAAGUCAACAUAACAACUGGAUCAAAACCUGCUUGCAAACGCCCACAGUGUGCAUUACCCUUCGAUGCCCUUGCUGUAUCAGAUGGCAUUGUUUUAUGUAAUGAUUUGCCCAGUGGUCAGUCUCUGCAGCAUUGCCAGCUGAUGUGUCGUCAAGGAUAUCAUAAUGCAUUUGAUGGGGGAAGGUUUGUGUGCAACAUACAGAACGGUAUGUGGAUGACCGAAUCCCCACAUCCAGAGGCCUGCCAGAAAAUCAACCUAUUUCAAGUGGCUAAGGCCCAGAGACAGUUUCGACUUCUGUUACCUUCUGGAAAAGCAUGCAAUAAUGAUUAUUCAGGAUUACUGAAGGCAUUUAAAACCUUCAUUGCUGAUGAUCUGAGGGCUAGAGGAUUAUGUCACAUUCAGGUGACUGUCCCUGGGGAAACAUUGUUAAUCCCAGCCUGUGAUGACUCGACUGUGUCAGUUGGAUGUUUGAGCAUCGACCACUUAGGAGUAAAUGUUACUUGGAAAGUGCAGCUUAGGGAUAUCCCAGUAUCCUUUCUUCCUGACCUGCGUGACAUAGAAAAUACUCUGUUGGGGGAGGGACUGAUUGAACGUUUCACUGAGCUGAUUAACAGCGGAAACUACCACUUCACUCUGGAUUCCAAGCAGUUUCCAGCAGACGUUUUCACCGAUUUUCCCACAGACCAAAGCCAUGACUUUUCACCCUCUGUUCAUUUUGGAUGCAGUGAUGGCUACACAAGGAUUCCAGAUACUCAGAAAGGUGGUCACAAUGCUGGUGGGUGCGUUGUGUGCCCAGCUGGCAGCUUUUCUCAGGGUGGCAGCUGUAUUCUGUGUUCACAUGGAUUUUAUCAGGAAGCCACAGAAAGCUUCAAGUGCAGCAAAUGCCCAGCAGGAAAAAAGACGCUAUCUCCUGGAGCUUUUUCAGCCCACCUCUGUUUAACAGAGUGUGAAACCAGUCCCUGGGAUUCAAAAUGUGACCCACAAGGACAGUAUAGAGCAGCUCAGCAAGAUGCCAACGCUCAAAUAUCUUUCUGUGUCACCGCGAAUGGAGAGCGAUUAUCUUGGAGUGAAACCAAAGGAACUCUCACUGAGUCAGAUUGUACUGUAUUCCGACAGUUUGACAGCAUCAAUCGAGCCCAGCUGAUUCUGAAUUCUGAAGACACAGAAAUCAUCAAAGUAUUCAGAGCACACGCUAAUCGUCAGAGGCAGCUUCUGGAUUGUCUCACAGAAUGCUCUAGAAAUGAGAUGUGUAACUUCCUAACAUUAUUCAGCAAAGGAGAGCUGUUCCACUGUGAACUUUAUAAUAGCUCAGAAUCCAAUUUGCUCUGCAAAACCUUUGGACAGAGUCAAGGAUUCCUGGGGAAUUCAGCUACAGCCAAGUAUGAAGGGAUUAGUUGCCAGCUCAGAAUCAGCGGCAGUGGUGAGGGGAAUCUCAGUGUCUACAGGAAGAAAGGUCAUGAAUUCACCACAUCAUUUCGCAAGACCUUCAUGCGGACAGAUUUUCGCAAUGUGAUUACAGGCGUGUACCAGGCAAUGGCUUUUUCUGCAGGUGGUUCAAGCUUAACAGAUGUACAUCAUUUCUGCAGACAGACCUGUGGCAAGGAGCAUUGCUGUGAUGGCUUCAUGUUGAGCCAGAUAACAAUUGACGGAGGUACUCUCCUCUGUGGUCUGAUCGGUUAUCCAGAUGUUCUGCUUUGCAACGAUAAUGACUGGCAGGCAAUAUCACUGCUUGGUGGAGAGGGUGUUUGCAGAGGUGUGAAGUCCAACACAGAGAAGAAAACAUUCACGUUCAGCUUUGGAGGACUGGACUUCAUUGGCUCUUAUGCACUCUUAUCAAAGAGUUUCGUGGAUGCGGAGUACUCAACUGAACUGACUGCAGAUGUGAAGGAAGAAAUUCAGAGAUCUUUUAAUCGUUUCCAGCGGAUCUAUCUAUGGCAGGAUUCCAACAUGAACACACGGCUGAAGUCAGCCCCUGAUUGUACUGGAGAAGAUCCCCAGGAUCAACAGACACUACCUGUACCAGAAACCACCAGGGAACUUUUCUCACGAAUGGACUCCAAGCUUGUCCAAGUAGAUCUCAACCAGUCUGUUCCAAACAAACGUUACCAGCUCUUCAAGCAUCAGUUUCCAACUGCACAGGCGGAACUGUGGUGUCUGGCACGUUGCACAGAGGAGAAUUUUUGCAAAGUGGCAACUUUAAGGGUCAGUGAGGCCCUGCAUUUUGAAUGUGUACUGUAUCCAGACACGCAACUUUGCCGAGCAAGUAAUGACCCUAAUUUCCCUGCAAUGAACUGUGGCCUUGUGCUACCUGAAGAACCAAAAAUAUUGUUCAGGAAGAAGGAUGUGCUAGGAGGAAGUGUGAAAAAUUUCUAUAGCCACUUGCCAUUUCGUGAGCUGUGGGGAAUCUCGAUAAGGAACAGGCUGAAUGUUACUGCAAGAGGGAUCCAAGCUGGGUUCUUUGAAUGUGAACGUUUGUGCGAUGAAGAUUCCUGUUGCAAAGGAUUUGGAUUUCUGAAAGAUUCACGAAUACCAGGUAUUGAAUAUUUGGGGAUAACAUGCCUGACACUCAGUAGUCUUGGAGUGCAGUCCUGCAGUGAGGAAGUUCAGAGCUGGCGUAUCCUGGACUGUGAGUCAGCUGAUGUGGACACAUUGACCUAUCCAUUUGGGUGGUACCAGAAGCCUGGUUUUUUGAUCCGGACAUUGCCAGGAUCUUGCUUCGGAUACCAGGAAGUAGGCUUCGUAGUCUUGAGUACGUUAAUGGCAAGUUAUAUUAACUGCAAGUCUUUAUUAACAACUCAUAACUAUAUACAUAUAUAUAGUAGGUCAGACUUGUCCAUCCUUUUUGCGUUGGGAGGGGCCACAUUUCAAAUUAUCUCACAUUCAGGGGUGCCGAUGACCAAAUUUCAGAAAGUGUCACUGAAUAACUGGUACAUCCUCAAGGUGUCUCCGGACCUCGAUCCCACAAUAACGUCCUUUGACGUUUUACACAUUGAUAGCGAUACUUCUGUGAUGACUAAAGAUUUCAGGAACAAUGCCAGAGACUGGUGCCUGUCAGCAUGUGUUUCUAGCCGGGCUUGUGUCACAGUUUCUCUUCAGCCUCAGCCGACGGGGGUCCGAUGCCUCUUUUACCCUGACACCCAAAGCUGCCGACCUGGACUGCAAGGCCACGACUGUCAAAUCCUGCUCAAGGAAGCAGCAGAAGAGGUCUACUAUAAGAAGGCUAUAGGAGGGUCUUGCACUGGUCGCUGUGGGAAGUACCAACCUGACGAAGCCUGUCAAUGUAAUUUGAAAUGUGAGGAUUACGCGGAUUGCUGCCCUGACAUUCAUACCUGUGCUGACCAUUCCUUAUCAGAAACCCAACCCCAAUUGACCUCCAUUUUCCUUCCGGGUCAUGGAAUCUUGUUUGGAGAAUCUCAAGAGACCCAGGUUGGUGUGGAAUGGAAGACUAUAAAUCAUUUCUUGGGUGUACCGUACGCAGCUCCCCCCACUGGCAAAGGCCGGUUCAAAGCCCCAGCAACCUUUAAUUGGACUGGAGAAUGGAAUGCUACUUUCUACAGGCCCAGCUGCCUACAACCAGGAGAUGCAAAGGCCGUUUACUCCACUGUAGAUGAAGAUUGUCUCUACCUAAAUAUAUUUGUUCCCAAGAGCAUUGCUGGGAACAAUUCCGUGCUGGUCUUCUUCCACAACAGUGCCACAGAUUAUAGAGGAGAGCGGCAGACAAACAUUGAUGGGUCCUACCUGGCAUCUAUUGGAAACAUCCUAGUUGUGAUUGCAAACUAUAGGGUCGGAGUGUUUGGAUUCCUAAGUGAUGACACUGAGGUGAUGACUGGCAACUGGGGCCUGUUGGAUCAGUUGGCUGUGUUACAGUGGCUGCAGAGAAACAUUGGUUACUUUGGAGGAUCUCCGUCUCAGAUCACAAUUGCUGCGGACCGCAGUGGAGCUGACAUCACCAGCUUGAACCUCAUCGCUACAUCUGGCACCAGACUUUUCAAAAGAGCCAUGCUGCUGGGAGGAUCAGCUUUGUCGCCGAAUGCUAUGAUGAGUAAGAAGAGAGCACAGGAGCAAAUAAUCAACCUGGCUGAAGAAGUUAGCUGUCCAACAUUUAACAAAACAGCCCUUUUAUCCUGCCUCCGUGCUUUACCUGCACUAACCCUGAACACCGCACAGACCAAGCUAUUAGCUGUCAGUGGACCAUUCCAAUCAUGGGCUCCCAUAGUUGAUGGGAUUUACCUGCAGGAAACCCCCCUUGCAGCCCUAAGCAGUGGCCGGUAUCACAAGGUGGACGUGCUGAUUGGGAGUUCGGAGGAGGAUGGGCUUGUUAGAAGAGCAAAAGCGAUCAAGAAGUUUGAAGAACCUUCUGCAAAAUCCGAGAGUAAAACAGCUUUCUAUCAAGCUCUUCAGAAUGCGCUGGGAGGAGAAACAUCAAACUCACUCAUCAAGGAUGCAGUGACUUGGUUUUACUCACUACAGCAUUCGCUGGCUGACUACUCUGCCUUCUCUAGGGCUUUGGAGAAUGCCACACGGGACUAUUUCAUCAUCUGUCCUGUUGUAAAGAUGGCUGCUCACUGGGCCAACAGCACACAAGUCAAUAUCUUUAUGUACCACGUACCAGGAAGUCUUUCUCAGCACAGUGCAAGUCUUCCCUCAGAUGUGCAGUUCAUUUUCGGGCUGCCCCUCCACCCAGGGUCAGAGCAGCUGUUCACAAUGCAGGAACGGAGGCUGUCGCUCACAAUCAUCCAGUACAUGGCCAACUUUGUCAGGUCGGGCAACCCCAAUUAUCCUUAUACCUUCUCCAGACACUCCACAAGUGAGACCCUCCCUCCAUGGCCCAGCUUCUUAGACAGCACCGACGGCAGUAAUUACAAGGAAUUUGCAUCUGCCUUGAAAAACAAAAAAGGAUUGAAAACAACAGAGUGCUCCUUCUGGAAUGAUUAUGUCGAGAUAUUCCUAGCAUCCACAGACAAUGUCACUAAGAAUGAACUGAGCAGAGAUCAACAUGAAUCAGUGCCCCAGUCACCAGUCACACAAGCACAACCACAGCAAGCAAAGGAAGUUUAUAAUUAAAGUGACAAUGCCUCCAUUUCAGAUGGUUUCAAUCACUAAUUUAGGCUUGCCUUGAAGACUUUUAAAGUAACUUGUAGAAAAGAGAAUAGAAAAUAUAAAAAUAAAUCAUUCAUCAUUAAAAUCUGUGGUUACUGUAUGGAUCCUUUGUCAAGGUAUCAACACCAACCUCAAUUGCAUAACGUCAACAAACCUAGCAUUGCUGAGCUUACUCAGUAAGUGGCUUAUUAAUUCUUUAGAUUCCCUUGUGCGAAGAAACAGAUGUUUAAAAAGUAUUCGCUGUUUGAUAGUUUCUGAAGAUGAGAAUAAAAGACUGUAAACCAA